Caenorhabditis angaria is the source of this 2985-nucleotide messenger RNA. The record is from the annotation of a GenBank genome assembly. Lineage: Eukaryota; Metazoa; Nematoda; Chromadorea; Rhabditida; Rhabditidae.
AUGUCUUUCAGUUCAACAUCACAAAAAUUGGAAGAAUUCAGAAAAAGAAAAUUGCUUGUAAGUUUCAAUAUAUAUUCAGAAUGAGGUUUUUAAAAUCGUUCCAAAUUUUCAGGAAAAACAAGAAAAUCAGAAAGAGGAAGAGGAUGAAAAGGAUUUCAAAAAUAUAUUAGAAGAUCAACAAGUUAUCAGAAAAUCAGUUGAAAAUCCGGAAGAUGAGAAGAUUUGGACGAUCCCCAAUUGGAUUUUAGCUAUUAUUUUUGUGAUUGGACAGACAUUUGCGAUAUGGUGGGUUAUAUUUCGUUUAUAGUACAUUUUUGGUAAAUAAUGAAUGGGACCCCAAAUGGGACCCCAAAUGACUGAAUGGGACCCCAUGCUGAAUGGGACCCCGGUAUUUAAAAAUCGUCGUGAUGAAUGGGACCCCAAAAUAAUAAAAUGGGACCACAGCAUUUUUUUGAAUUGUCUGAAUGGGACCCCGCAAAAAAAGGGACCCCGUUGAAUUUUUGUAUGAGUAUGAAUGGGACCCCAUUGAAAUUUCUUCAGAAUGGGACCACAGGUAGGCUUAAACUUAGACGUAUCCUCAGCACUGGGGUGAGGCAUAGGCUUAGGCUUAGUUAGGAUUUCAGGCUUAGACUUAGUUAGGCCUUUAGACUUAGGCUUAGUCAGGGUUUUAGGUCUUUGUUAGGAUUUCAGGUUUAGGCUUAGUUAGGAUUUUAGGCUUAGGGUUAGUUAGGCCUUUAGGCUUAUGCUUAGUUAGGGUUUUACGCUUAGGCUUAGUUAGGAUUUUUAGCCUAGGCUUAGGCUUCAAAUUUUGUAUCCCUUUCAGUAUAAAAUUUCAGUGGGGUCCCAUUCGUACUAAUACAAAAAUUCAACGGGGUCCCUUUUUUGCGGGGUCCCAUUCAGAAAAUUCAAAAAAAAAAGCUGUGGUCCCAUUUUAUUAUUUUGGGGUCCCAUUCAUCACGACGAUUUUUAAACACCGGGGUCCCAUUCAGCAUGGGGUCCCAUUCAGUCAUUUGGGGUCCCAUUUGGGGUCCCAUUCAUUAUUUGCCUACAUUUUUGAUUUGAAUAAAAGUCAAAUAGGGAAUUUGACCUUCACCUCCAUUUUUAAUCCAAUUCAUAAAUAACAUUUUCCUUGAAAUCAUAAUUUUUUGUUCAGAUUUGAGGUGACCCUUUUGAAAAUUUACUGAACACUUUUAUUUAACUUAUUAAAAUUGUGAAGAUUUUCGAGAACAUUUUUGAAAGAGAAUCAUUUGGAAAAUUCUUAUAAUAAAAAAAAACGAAAAAAUGUGCUGAAUUUUUUUUUGACAGCCCGUAAAUCGGGAUUUUUGAAACUUAGAUUCAUGGGAAAUUCAAAAGUUUCUGUAAAUUUGAAUUCUCAAUGUCCGCCGAACUAAAACAAUUUUCCAUUUUAAUUUUGUUCAGGGUUCAAUUCGGCAUGGUUUUCUUCAUAACCUUCGCUCUAAUCUUCAUUUUUUUCAACACGGGAAAACGAAAAAGCGGAGAAAUCAGUGCAUAUUCAGUAUUCAAUGAACAAUGCGAAAGGUUGCCUGGACAAAUGACUGCUGAACAUUUUGAGCGAGAUGUUUUACAACAAAGAAGAAAAUGGUGGGUUUUUUGUUAUUGUUUGGUGAAAAUCCCGGGCGGAAAAUGGUUGUUUUUCCCCAAAUUUAAGACAUGUAUUUUUCUCUUUUUUCAUUCAAAGGGAUGUCUAAAACUUGUUUUCGGUUGUUGCUAAUUCAAUAUUCAAAGUUUUCCUUUUCCCAAGCAACAAAAAAAAAACAUAAAACCGAAAUAACAAGAAAAGUUUGUGACAUUCAAUGAAUUCUCAAUUCUUAUAUAAAUAUUUUUUUAUUACAAAAAAAUUCAAAAUAAUUUUCAACCCACACUUUCGUCAUUAUUAUAUUAAAAUCUCAUGAAUAUUAAUUUUAGUGUCUAUUCUGAAUUGCAGAGCUGAAAAAAGUUGUAUUUUUGAUUUUCCACGCUCUUUUUUCUCCCUAAUCCACCAAAAAUCACCAAGUUAUUCUCCACCCAAUUCUUCUCCCUUUUUUUCUAUUCAAUUCACCACCAAUUUGGUGUGUGCCAUCUUUUUCCCUCCAAAAAAGAAACCCCUCCUUUUUCCUCCACCAAAAUUAGCCCGAAUUUGUUAUUCUUCUCUCUUCUUCUCCUCCCUUUUCUGCUCUUUUUUUCUAUCUAAAAAAAUAGAAAAAUGGAAUUAGCCAAAUUUCGAAAUACUUUUAGCAAAAUUGAAAAAAAUUCUUCUCUUUUUUUUCUGAAAAUGAUACUUUUUCGAGCCCUUUUUUGAAUGUGUGCCUUUUUUUGUUCAAACGGAAAAAUCGAAUUUUUUACACUUGGGAAUUAUUUGUGUGAAAAGAGACAAAGUUUUCUUCUCCUUCUUUUUUUCUUUUUUUGGGUGGUUCAAAAGAAAAAAGUUUUUGUUAUUGAAAGUCGUUUUUUUUUGUCUUUUUUAGGAAUUUGAAAAAAUUGAGACAUUCAUUGAAAUACGAUACGUUUUUUCAAUAUUUCUUAUGUAUAAGAAAAAAACGUAGUUUUUAUAUAUUUAUUUCAAUAAAAAUGUUUAUGUUUCCGAUAGAUUUUCUAAUUUAGAAGCAAGGGUUUUAUCGGGUCAGAAAAAUAAAGAUCCGUGAUUUUCUCAAUGAGACGAGGCAGAGCUUUUUCGAUUAUCAGUUCUUGGUGAUCAUGCCAACUUUUCCUUGUUUAACAUUUCUUAGAUUUUUUUUUAGAAAAUCUGAUCUCGAAUUUUUUUAAAUCUCAAAGUUUCAAAAAGCUAUAUUCUCCACGUCCCCAACUUUCCCUUACAUUUUUGGAAUAUGAAAAAUUGACCCUCAAUUCAUAUGUCUCUACAAUUUUUGCAUGCUCAAAAUAAUAUAUGACCACUUGUUAUUUAAUACGAACAACAUGUAUUCAUAUUUUUCAUAUAAAAGAACAAAACCUUCAUUUUUUCCAGAACAACAUCUGUGGCUCGAAUGA